Molecule: messenger RNA, 7754 nt
Organism: Neoarius graeffei (lesser salmon catfish)
Lineage: Eukaryota; Metazoa; Chordata; Actinopteri; Siluriformes; Ariidae
Gene: synpo2la
Product: synaptopodin 2-like a
Exons: 4
Coding region: 162-3725 (1187 amino acids)
Biological process (GO): positive regulation of actin filament bundle assembly
Cellular component (GO): Z disc; nucleus; actin cytoskeleton
Molecular function (GO): actin binding
Source: RefSeq, a predicted model, not a curated record
GAGUGUGACUGUGUGACUCAGGUUGGCAAACAGAAAGUCGUCUUAGGACUAUUACUGUAGCUGUAGGGUGAGUGCUCUUCUCUAAGGGCACCAUGUAAAGAUGAAGUGAGUGCUCUCUUCCCAUAGACCUACAUCCUGAAUCCAGGAGGUAUCACAGCAGCAUGGUGGUGGAGGAAAUCAUCAUUACGCUCUCCGGUGGCGCGCCAUGGGGCUUCAGACUUCAGGGGGGAGUGGAGCACCAGAGACCACUGCAGGUUGCCAAGGUGCGCAAGCGCAGCAAAGCAUGCAGGGCAGGACUGCGAGAAGGGGAUGAGCUGGUGUCCAUCAAUGAGAGCUCUUGUGAGCCUAUGUCCCAUGCUCAGGCCAUGAACUUCAUUGAUAGCAUCCCUGGAUCACUGCGCAUUCGGGUAAAGAGGGCACCAGCUGGAUUCCAGUCAGUGGUUCUGGUGGCCCGAGCUCCUUCUCCCCGUAUUGAUAAAGAGUACCGCGCUGCCCUAAGGGCCAAAUCUCCAUCCAGCUCCAAAGUUCAGCAGUCUAGUGUUCGACAAGCAUACUACAGCUCACCAAUGUCCCAGACUGUCCGCAGUGGUGUCGCCUCCCCAUUUGGUAGUGAGGCCUACUAUGCAGAGACGGACAGUGAUGCAGAUGUGGCAGCCCAUGAUCGCCAACGUAAGCCGAAGCGCCGCAGCCCCAGUAACACCCCAGCAAAAGCAGGCUACACUUCUCCUGAAAUGGGAGAAGCCUCUGAGAUGAGUGGCUAUGACAGUGCACCAGAUGUCCAGAGCUACACAAGGAUGGGGCAUGGAUCCCAGGAGGGCACCUUGCCUGGUGUGGUUCGCCGAGAAGUGGUGUACCAGCUCCCUCCAUCUGGAGCCUGGUCCUCCCAGACCUCAACUGAGACCUCAUCCAUGAGUGCAGAUGAGCAGAGUUCUCAGGAUCUGAUAUUGGAGGAGGACAGUGGGUUCCAGGAGCCUGCUAAUGUACCACUAGUGUCUCCAGAGAGAGCAAAGGGGGCACUGAAGCUGAGCUCCCAUGGCCAGUUGGUGCCCAUGGUGGGGCCAGUUAAUAAACCAGUGGAUGAAGAGCUCACAAAGACCUACAUGGACAAAGCAAAACAAGCCAAACUGAAUCGUGGUGAGACACUGCAAGACAAGCAGGUGAAGGAGGCCCGCAAAAAGUGUCGCACCAUUGCCUCUCUGUUGACUGAUGCACCUAACCCCCACUCCAAGGGUGUCCUGAUGUUCAAAAAACGCCGCCAGCGUUCCAAGAAGUACACAUUGACAAGUUAUGGUAGUGUGGAUGAGGACAUGCAACAAGACUCUCAAGAGGAGGACAGCCAGUUCCUUGGAAGUGAAUCCGAGGUAGACGAGGAGGGGUUCAGUGCAGCACCUGAUCCCACAUGGGACAGUGACUACCUGGAUAUUCUGGAGAAGAGAUCAGCAUCUAGAGGUCUGGAAGGAAAUGAAGCAGAGGAUUCUCUGAACACUGGCCUGAGUGACACCACAGGGAAGGGGGCAAAACUGUUUGAGCAGCAGAGGAAGAGAGCUCAGGAGCAUGCCAAGAAGGUUUCUAUUGCUCAGGCACAACAGAGUCUAAUGCAGAGCCAAUCCCAACCUGAAAUCCAAACAGAAGAAAUACAAACACAACCAUCAAAUUUGUCUGUACAAGUAAAAAAACAAGUGAAACUCAGUGUCCAACCACCACCAGUUGCACCAAAGCCCACCAAACCACCAGAGUUGAUGAUACAAGAUGAGGCUUGUGCUAUCAAGACACAAAUCACAGGAUACCCACCUCAAGUAACUCCUUCCACUGUUAAUGAGCAUACUGCCAGAAUAACAGUACCAAUCCAAACCACGGUGCCUGUAACAAACCAACCAAUAUCUGCUGCAUUAGCUAAGAUGCCUCCACCAACAGCUCCUCUGCCUGAGUUGCCAGCUAGCUCAGUGUUGAACCGUACAGCUCGUCCAUUUGCCCCCGGCUUCAUCAGCCACAGAGCAGCUACAGCACCCGUCGUGUUUCACCCUAACACUGCUAAAAAGACUCCCAGACCAGUCUCAGUGGCAGUGGUGGCUACUCCUUUCUCAAUACCAUCUGAUGAGAAGGUUAUAGAUGUACCUUCUACCAGUUUCACAGUGAGCCAGAUGAGUGUUAUUGUUCCUGCUGAGAUGUCUUCCACAUUAGUCCCUGUGCCCACUGAGCCUCUCACAUAUUCUGCUAUACCAGACCCUGUAGCUUCACUUACUCCACAUCCUCCCUCGUCGAUGGAGAAUAGUCAACCUUCUAUUGCACAGACUGUAGUCUCUGAUUCCUCUGUUCCUGCCAGCGUCACUACAGCUACUCUUCCUGCUGGUCUCACAGAUCCCACUUCCAUAACCUUGACUGCAUCCUCUCAGUCCACUGCCCCUGAGUCUCCAAUGAUGUCUGUUGCCCCCAUGACUUUUGCAGUUCCUGCAAAUCCUGUUAGCUCAAUGACUCCUCUAGCUCCUGUAAUGUAUCAAGAGAAAGUCACAGAGGGAGCUCCUGUAGCUGGUGGGAAAACUGGCAUCCUUCAGGAUGCUCGCCGCCGUAGUGCCAAUAAGCCAAUGUUCAAGGUGUUUGAGAUCAAGAAAAACUCACCCAAUCCUGAGCUGCUGUCGAUGGUGCAGAAUUGGGAUGAGAGGCACAAGCAAGGAUACACAGAGCCUGUCUCCAUCACUCAGGAUUCAUAUAAUGUCAAUGAUAGGAGGGAACGGAUUGCACCACCAGUGGCUCCUAAACCACGCAUCAUUUCAGAGAUGUCUCAGAUUCCACAGGCAGAGGGUAAAGGUGCUGAGCUAUUUGCACGAAGAAAGAACCGCAGAGAUCUCUUUGUGAUAGAUUCUCCUCCAACACACCCUCAGCUGCAGCAUCAGCAAUAUACACAGCCCCAGUCUACUAUGGCUGUGAGCCAUCCAUGUGAGCCUUCACCCUGGAAGUACUCUCCAAAUGUCCGUGCUCCCCCACCCAUUGGAUACAAUCCUCUUCUGUCCCCUUCUUGUCCCCUGGGUUUACAGCGUGGAGGGGGAAGGGGUUCUGAAAAAAACUCCAAGGUGGCUAAGAGUGGUCAUGGAAUCCAGAAGGAAGGUAUCAGGGUCAUAGAUUUCAUGAGGCGACAGCCUUAUCAACUCAACUCAGCCAUGUUCAGGUUUGGAGGUGACUCAAACACACAGUCUUUAGGUUCCUCCUACCAGAAGCAGCCACAGGUGGGUCACACCUUAAGCCAACCCAGGCAGGUACCCGUGAAAGCAGCACGUGUGUAUGAGAUCAAACGCUUCUCUACUCCUACUCCUAUGUCAGCUCCAACGAUAAGCCCCACAGUGAUUGCUCCACGUGCACAAACCACUCUGGCUGAACCCUUGUGCCACUCUGACAUGACCUCCCCUACCCCAGCACCUGUUUCCCCUCCACCUCAGCCUGUACCUGUAAAUCCAACCAUGUCUGCACGAGCUCCAGGGUUGCCAGAACUCCCUAAAAUCUCUGCCACUCCCAUAUUUCUUCCUACUCCAUACUCACCCCCAGCUUCUCUAUCCAGCAUGUCAAGCCUAAGUUGCCAUGGUCUCCAAGCUACCAAACAGUUCAAGAGUGCUCCUGAGCUUAGUUCCCUGCCACCAGUCCCCCAGAAACCUACAAUCCAGGCACCCAGGCCACGCUUUAUUGCUACACGGGUGGGCAUACAGCCUCAUGUUUGGAGGCCUGGAGCUCUGUAGAAAUGAGUGCAACACUAAAGAAAGGAUGAGUUCAAUGCUUAUCAUCAUUUAUACAAAACAAUUCAGAUAUAGAUACUGGGAAAAGGAGACUAACAACAAUUGUGCUGGUUUAUUUGGAAUAAUAUGAAACAAACAAUCCUUUAAUACAGUUAGGUCCAUAAAUAUUUGGACAGAGACAACAUUUUUCUAAUUUUGGUUCUGUACAUUACCACAAUGAAUUUUGAACAAAAUAAUUCAGAUGCAGUUGAAGUUCAGACUUUCAGCUUUAAUUCAGUGGGUUGAACAAAAUGAUUACAUAAAAAUGUGAGGAACUAAAGCAUUUUUUAAACACAAUCCCUUCAUUUCAGGGGCUCAAAAGAAACUGGACAAAUUAAAUAAUUGUAAAUAAAAUGUUCAUUUCUAAUACUUGGUUGGAAACCCUUUGUUGGGAAUGACUGCCUGAAGUCUUGAACUCAUGGACAUCACCAGACUCUGUGUUUCCUCCUUUUUAAUGCUCUGCCAGGCCUUUACUGCAGCGGUUUUCAGUUGCUGUUUGUUUGUGGGCCUUUCUGUCUGAAGUUUAGUCUUUAACAAGUGAAAUGCAUGCUCAUUUGGGUUGAGGUCAGGUGACUGACUUGGCCAUUCAAGAAUAUUCCACUUCUUUGCUUUAAUAAACUCCUGGGUUGCUUUGGCUUUAUGUUUUGGGUCAUUGUCCAUCUGUAUUAUGAAACACCGACCAAUCAGUUUGGCUGCAUUUGGCUGGAUUUGAGCACACAGUAUGUCUCUGAAUACCUCAGAAUUCAUCCGGCUGCUUCUGUCCUGUGUCACAUCAUCAAUAAACACUAGUGACCCAGUGCCACUGGCAGCCAUGCAUGCCCAAGCCAUCACACUGUCUCCGCCGUGUUUUACAGAUGUGGUAUGCUUUGGAUCAUGAGCUGUACCAUGCCUUCGCCAUACUUUUUUCUUUCCAUCAUUCUGGUAGAGGUUGAUCUUGGUUUCAUCUGUCCAAAGAACGUUCUUCCAGAACUGUGCUGGCUUUUUUGGAUAUUUUUUAGCAAAGUCCAAUCUAGUCUUUUUAUUCUUGAGGCUUAUGAGUAGCUUGCACCGUGCAGUGAACCCUCUGUAUUUACUUUCAUACAGUCUUCUCUUUAUGGUAGAUUUGGAUAUGGAUACGCCUACCUCCUGGAGAGUGUUGUUCACUUGGUUGGCUGUUGUGAAGGGGUUUCUCUUCACCAUGGAAAUUAUUCUGCGAUCGUCCACCACUGUUGUCUUCUGUGGGCGUCCAGGUCUUUUUGCAUUGAUGAGUUCACCAGUGCUUUCUUUCUUUCUCAGGAUGUACCAAACUGUAGAUUUUGCCACUCCUAAUAUUGUAGCAAUUUCUCGGAUGUUUUUUUCUGUUUUCGCAGCUUAAGGAUGGCUUGUUUCACCUGCAUGGAGAGCUCCUUUGACCGCAUGUUUUCUUCACAGCAAAAUCUUCCAAAUGCAAGCGCCAUACCUCAAAUCAACUCCAGGCCUUUUAUCUGCUUAAUUGAGAAUGACAUAACAAAGGAAUUGCCCACACCUGCCCAUAAAAUAGCCUUUGAGUCAAUUGUCCAAUUACUUUUGGUCCCUUUAAAAACAGGGUGGCACAUGUUAAGGAGCUGAAACUCCUAAACCCUUCAUCCAAUUUUAACGUGGAUACCUCAAAUGAAAGCUGAAAGUCUGGACUUUAUGUCCAUGUACAUUAUAUAACUAUAACUUGAAUAUGUUUCAGUAAACAGGUAAAAAAAUCAAAAUUUGUGUCAGUGUCCAAAUAUAUAUGGACCUAACUGUAAUUCUGGCAAAAAAAAAAAAAAAAAAAGACUGUGCCCCAGGCCAUCUUGCUCAACAUUACUGCCUGACCUCACUAAUGCUCUUGUGGCUGAAUGGGCAAAUCCCCACAUUCAGGCUCCAAAAUCUGAUGGAAAGACUUCCCAGAAGAGUGGAGGUUAUUAUAACAGCAAAGUGGGGACUAAAUCUGUAAUCGGAUGUUCAACAAGCACAUAUGGGUGUGAUAGUCAGGUGUCUACAGACCUUUGGCCUUAUAGUAAAUUUUGUAAUGAACAAGACUUUUGAAAAGUAAUUACAUUUGAGUAUUCAGCAUGAUAGCCUGAUACUGAAUUUACUGUACCAUCAUACAGUAUGUACACAAUGCUAUAUUUAAUUAUCAUCAUUUUUUGGCACUCAGGUACCAAACAUCAAGGUCCUCACCAUAGUACCUAUAAAGCUGGCUAUAUCCAAGCCACUCCAUCAGUGUUUUUAGACUUUCAAAAUGCAUCUCAGUAAUGGAGAUGUGCUCAGCACUGUAGCUCAUGUAAGAUAAUCUCUCAGAAAUGUCAGUAGUGUUUUGAGCAGAGCAGAGAAAGCUUAUUAGGGAAACAGAAGAACACCUCACGAAGAGUCUUAGAAGAAUUAUGCAUUUAAUGUAAAAGGAACACCACAGUGGAGAUUGAUAGAACUGACCAUAAAGAAAUAUUAUUGGGAUUUGAGAUGUUUGAAGAUACUGUUUUAAACUACAGAUUAUAAAAGCUACUCACAGUCAAAUCUAUUAUUAUUGGCACCCUUCAAUAGAAUGGGUGAACUACUAACAUAUAAAUUUAUAUUUUAUGCUAUUAUUUACAUUUUCUACUAACAUUUGGAGAACAUGCUUACCUUUCUCUAAAACUUGGCACAGUUAUUAACAGAAGAAGUGGGACCACAAACAAUGAAAAGCCCUGAUGCCCACUAUAAAAUACGGUAGUGGAUCACUGAUGCUUUCAGGCUGUUUUACUAUAUAGUUAGUGGUCCAGUGUUGGAACUAUAUAGCAUACUCAUAUGUUAAACCUAAAAAUAUCCCUCACUGUGAACUUUACUCAUUUUAUAUAUUCAUUUUUGCUAAUUAUCAUGAACGGUGCCAAAAAUUCUGGAAUUGACUGUAAACUUGUAUCUGUUAGGUCUUUGUACUGGGACCUAUAAGCUUUAUUAAUGUUUGAAAAUGAAAUGGGACUGCAAGGCGCUGGCUAAAGGAAUAAGGUAAGCUGGAUCCCUGGUUCUCAUAAACCAAUCAGAAAUUAUAUCUGUCCUGGCAGACCCUGGAAGGAACAGGUGCAUGAGUGUCACAGCCUAUUUGUAGGAGCAACGUAAACAGCAAACCAGCAUCAUCCAAAUGGGCUCUGGCACUUAUGUCUCACUCACAUUCUAAUGAACAAAUAACAUUUAUUUAAUUAAUCUAUUUAACAAGAGCUCAAGUUAGCAAGUGUUAAAGGUUAUGUGGGCAAGACAGUCCAAAGCAUGGGUUUGAAGGCCGAGGCUUUAAACUACUGUAGUUCUGUGUUCUUAUAUAAGUAGUCACACCAGGUCUGUUUCGUGACCACUUUACAGGACUUUUGAAUAAGUAUUAAUUAUAUCACUGGAAUUAGACAUCAGGUUCUUAUUGCCAGUCAUAGAAAUCUAAAUUCCCAGCUAGGUGAUUGUAACUUAAAGUGAUACGAGUGUGAGCUCAAAGCCACCGAUGAGAGACGAAGGAAAGCAGAAAGCCGAGAUGAAUUGUGAAGCUUAUCAAGGCAGCAAGAAGGAAAAAGUAGCAAGUAGUACAGGAACUCAUGACCGUAUAGUAUCAUACUGAAUGUAUGAGGUGCUGAGAGAAUGAAAUAAAUGAUGAGGUACUAUGGUUAAGCAUUAUUUUUCCUCAAAGCAUAUUUAAACCUUCAGUAGACUUACUUACUAUACCCCAAAUUAGUGUUGAACAUGUUACACAAUGAGCUUGAGUUUAUUUACUGCCUCUACUGAUUUAUGCACUAUUCUGUAAACUAUGCAUGUAAAGCUUUAUAGUAAUAAUUGCACAUUUUCAUUUACAUUUGUCAGAUUCAUGAAUGUUCAGUUAAAUGAAUUGUAGUAGACUGUGGUGAGUCAUCAGAUUGUCUUUAUGUGCUAUAACAUUUGAUAAGUAGACUCUCGGGUAAUUGGGUGUGUGCAUAGGUAUAUAUGUUGCAGUGAUAGUGGACUAAAUGACUUUUGAUGAAAAUAUGUAUUUUUCAAGAAAUAAAAAAGAAC